UGCCUGAGCGGGCGGGAAGCAGGCGUUCGGCUAGGUUUUGUCCGCUUGCCGGGAGACUUCAGGAGCCGCGCUCUUUGAACUUCCGGCCUCUGAGACCGCCGCGCCUGUCCCCGAGGGCCAUGGGCCGGGUCUCGGGGCUCGUACCUUCUCGCUUCCUGACGCUCCUGGCGCAUCUGGUGGUCGUCAUCACCUUAUUCUGGUCCCGGGACAGCAACAUCCAGGCCUGCCUGCCUCUCAGGUUCACCCCCGAGGAGUAUGAGAAGCAGGACAUUCAGCUGGUGGCCGCGCUCUCUGUCACUCUGGGCCUCUUUGCAGUGGAGCUGGCCGGUUUCCUUCUAGGAGUCUCCAUGUUCAACAGCACCCAGAGCCUCAUCUCCAUUGGGGCUCACUGUAGUGCAUCCGUGGCCCUGUCUUUCUUCAUAUUCGAGCGUUGGGAGUGCACUACGUAUUGGUACAUUUUUGUCUUCUGCAGUGCCCUUCCAGCUGUCACUGAAAUGGCUUUAUUCAUCGCCAUCUUUGGGCUGAAAAAGAAACCUUUCUGAUCACCUUCCUGACGGUCGCAGGCUGCAGGGGAGGCCGCUUCGUAUUCCUGGAAGAAGGAAGGUAUAGGCUUCAGUCUUCCCCUCGGAAACUGCUUCUGCUGGAGGUUAUGUGUUGGAAUAAUUACCUCUGAAGUAUGGGAUUAUCAGCAUUGUAUUUAGUGUUUUGUAAUAAAAUAUGUUUGUAGUAAGAUCAAGACUUAUAUACAGUUUUCAGGGGACAAUUGGGAUGGCUUAACUAUUAAAGAAAAAAACAACUACGCUGUUUUCUAGUCCUGCAGAACGUAAGAUUCUUAAUAUCGCUUCUAGUUUGGUUAUUACGGUAGACGUCUGGCGGAAGGCAGUGGGCGGGGAUAUUUAAAUAAAAGUGCGUACAGUUAGAACGUCCAGCACGUAAGUUACUGGAGCAUUCUGGGAAGAAAUAAUUUAUUCCUUUUCUGUAGCCGAAUGAAAAAAA
Saimiri boliviensis boliviensis (Bolivian squirrel monkey) is the source of this 996-nucleotide messenger RNA. It is a transcript of the gene TMEM107, whose product is annotated as transmembrane protein 107. The record is from RefSeq and is a predicted model, not a curated record. Gene Ontology annotation, biological process: non-motile cilium assembly; protein localization to ciliary transition zone. Gene Ontology annotation, cellular component: MKS complex. NCBI's taxonomy places the organism in Eukaryota, Metazoa, Chordata, Mammalia, Primates, Cebidae.